Messenger RNA from Lathyrus sativus (Indian pea), 870 nucleotides. The record is from the annotation of a GenBank genome assembly. NCBI's taxonomy places the organism in Eukaryota, Viridiplantae, Streptophyta, Magnoliopsida, Fabales, Fabaceae.
AUGACCGAUCAAGAGCCAUCAGUAUCCACAGAAGUAUCCGGAAUCGCCGAAGUCAAAGAAUGGCUCGCCAAAACCUUCGAAGUCGCCGGCAAACCCGUUCCGGAAUUCCAAUACACUCCGCGCAGCGUUUCUCACCUGCACCAUCUCUCUACACUCUCCAAAGCCAAAGAUGAAGCCGCUCGUCUCGUCGCGCGCGAUUUUCGACUCAAAGCCUCCGAAUAUAGAUCCCAAGCUGCAAGGAUUCGGGAAAUUCUUGAGAAUGUAGGUUUGGCGCAGGAGAGUUUGCCAUCUAGUGUGGUCGCGUCUGCGCAGGUUCUUGCGAAUGUGUCUAACUUGUUGAAUAUCAGAGAUACUGAACUUAGUAGUUAUCUUGUGGCAAUGGGUGAUAUUUCCCUGAGGAAGAUUGGUGUGGAGGAAAAAAGGGCUAAAGUGAAGAAAGAGUCGAAGUUUCUUCUCGAUUAUACUAGAAAGGCUUUAUCCAGGCUAAAUUAUUUGAAAAGAACAUACAACCAAUUGGACCAUGAACUACCUCUGUGUCAAGCUCAAAUGGAUAAUUGGAGCACAAACUUGCAAGUGAUGGCUGCAAAAGAAAGGCAGUACAUACAACAAUCUGCCAACUAUAAGGCGGUGCUCAACCAUACAGGCUAUACACCAGAGGUCAGCCACAGUGUUCUGGUUGAAAUGGCUGAGCAUAGGAAGGAGCUGGAAAAGAAAACUAAGCCCAUCCUUGAUACUCUUAGGAGCUACCAAGAUUUGCCUCCGGAUAAAGCUCUGGCUGCAUUAGCAAUUGAAGAUAAAAAAAGGCAGUUUGCUGCUGCUGAAAAACAUCUUGAAGAUGUAUUGCAAACAGCUCUUUCAAAUUCAGGGUGA